AUGGCCAAGGAUGAGUCUCGAAAGAUACACCUCUUCUGCAAGGGUCUGGAGCACUUCCGUGCAAUAUUUUACACAGAGCCAGAGAAUGAGAGCACAGCUUCUGUUGCUGUCAUGCAGGACCUGAUUUCCCCUGGCUCGACGAGUACUGUCAUAGGAGCGAUAGCAGACCAGGAGCCUAUCACUCCUGCUACUUUUAGGCAGGAUCAGGACGCUCCAGGCACAACGAAUUUUUUCAAGAAGAUGGCAGUAAGCCAGGACCCUGCCGCCUCUGCUGAUACCACCCAAGACCAAGAGCUUCUUAGCUCAACAAAAACUCUCACGGAUACCGUGGCAGACCGGAAGCCACGCAAAUACGUGAUGACAACGGGAGAGGACCUUUUCCAGUCACUGUUUGCGACGGAGAAGACUCCGCCUACCUCUCCGGGUAGUGUAGGGUCAGACAGCACAUUGGUGGAUCCUUCGUCACGGAAAGUAUCACCGGCGGACUCGGAGAUCCGUGCCAAGGGUAGCCCCAUCGCUGUCAGGGAUUUUGCCUAUGCCUCUUCAGAUAGCAAACCUGUGCUCGAUCAAGAGGCUGUUAUCGAAGAAGACACAAAGAGACAGUUGUUGAAGCAGCUGAAGAAGAAAACGGCCGCGGAGGAGAAGGGUUCCCGGAAGGUCGUAAAGCUGACGGCACGAAACAAGACUCUCGGUGCCCAGCUGAAAUCAGCUAAAUCAAACGUCCAGAAUAGAGAGGCACAAGCCGACCUUGCAAAGACACAUGCAAACGCCAUGACCUUGUUGAAUGUCGUUCUGAGACGAGUGGUGCAGGAUCUUAGCAAUGAGCUAAGUCGUGAGAAGAAUGGCGCCCACGUCCAGGGGACUCAGUCGCAGGGAGAGACAACCUGGAGUCAACAAAAGGAGGAAUCGCUCGAGAAUCAUCUCGAACUUGCAGACGAAUUCCGCACUAAUGCCUACAAUCAUAUGGCACGUUUGAAAAACGCUUCGGUCGAGCGUAGCCAAGGGAUGGACGACAUAGAUGACAUGGACGGCCAAGGAUCCAUUCAGGAAGAGACCAUGUCCCUGAUGAGCGAAACAGUGGGACCGAAGGAGUAUGGGUCUGUUGCUGUCGAAGUCCUCGAUCAAGAAGCCUCAGAAAUACCACAUGUUGAGUUGGUUGGAUCCAACUCUUCUACCAGUGGGAGCGAAGGAACCCAGCCGGAAACCAAAGUCGAAGGGUCGGAAGGUAGACCAGAGGAAAAGGAUGGCGGCGUUUUUGAGGCAUCUGGCUUGGACCCGGCCGCGCUUUCGGGCACUGCCAAUUCAGUGACUCCCACAGUUCAGGAGGACUCCGAGAAGAUGGAUGCCGAGGAAAUCUCUUGUGCGAAAGAAGCUCUUGACGCGGUCAAAGAGCACGAGACAGAAGAUGACAAGAUGGAAGAAGAGCAGAUUGGGAGCCAGGGUUUCUCUUCCGAAGAGACAACCAAUCAAGUCGAAUUGAGCGUGGAAUGGAUCUUUCCCGGCCCUAAGCCCGAAGAGUCUGCUGUGAGAAAGGGCCAGGCAAUGGCAGAUCCGAUCGCCACGAAUCUUGAAGAUGCAACGCCUGAUGAAGAGGGCUUGAGUGAAUCGAGCGGCGAAGACCAAGUGUCUGAAGCGGACGACAAUGGUUCCUCUCCGGUGGUCAAGGACCGUGUCUCAGGGAGCGACUAUGAUGGAAACCCUGCAGUCCACGAGCCUAUCACGGACGAUAACACGAAGCACAAUGAUAUCCGAGGUGUGGAUACUGGCUGUGAAGGCUGUCUCGAUAGGGAUUAUGAAUUCUCCGAAGCAGCGGGCCCAGCGACGCUAUGGGGGAUUUUCCAAGCGAAUCAGCGUGAGAAUGAGGUGGAGGAUAGGGCAGAUGUUGGUGAGGAGGCAGCUGGUGUCCCUGAAGCAGCAGGUCCAGCGACAUUGUGGCGGAUCCUCCGGUCGGAACAGUGUGAGAGUGAGGUGGACGACCAACAUGGUGCUUGCGAUGAUGCAGCAGACGUUUCUCAAGUAGAGGAUCCAGGGCCGGCCACCCUCUGGGGCAUCUUGAAAUCGAAUCGCGAAUCCUCAGGUGACGUUUUCUGUGAGGAAGGCGUUGGAAAACAAGCAGGAGCGAACAACCACACAGUUCUCGAUGAGUCUGAGAAAAAUGGUUCUGCAGAUCUUCUGGAUGAAGACGACGCAGAGCUCAUCCCCUCGUCUCAUGAUGGUUAUGCGCCAGAUCUCAACGACGACACCAACGACCUAUACAAUGUCAGCGACGAUGAAGAAGAGAUCAAGGAGCCACCUGCCGCCACGAAUGCUCCCACUGUCGAAGAAGACCCAGCUCCUAGCCCUCACGGCUCUGUUGACGGUGACGAGGUCGAUAACGAAGAAUUCGACACCCAAGAGGUCAUUGUAGAAGAGCCUGUCAAGGCCAUUGGUGCAGACUCGCUAGAUGCUGUCGAGCCUAUCAUGGAGUACCUGAAGGUUGUUGAAGAGGGGGAUCACGAUGUGGAGAACGGUACGGUAGGGACCGUCCACCUUGAAGUGGGUGUGGUUUCUGUCGGUGAAAAUACGCCAAUUGGUGCGGUCGAAGACAUGAACGAGUAUGUCGGUAAUGCGACCGUGGUUCGGGUGGAGAAGGCUGCACAGGAGGCCAACGCAUCCGGGGCAGGCGCGAUGGUCGAACAGCUAGGGCACAGCUAUCCCAGUGGUGAAUAUACCCACGAGCUUCCCAACGUGGUUGCUGGAGUACUCACCAUCACCGCAGCCGAAGAUGAUGGUACAAAUAGCGGGGUGGUUCAUCCACAACCUCUCACUUCUCCCGGCACUCCCCUACCAUCGCCACGUACCUUCUCGCCCCCACAAGCCGAAAACUUCGAUUUCACUCCCCGAAUGUCGAAGCCGAUGGGGGUGUCCAAGACCGAGAAGCGUAGGGUUGAGCGCCAACGUGCCGCAGCCAAGAAGAAGGACGAAGCAGCGGUGAAGCGUCGGAGAGAAGAAGAGGCUGCCAAGACGCCAGAAGCAUUGGCUCAGCGUCAAGCCGAGGAGGAUGUGAGGCUGGGAGAGAAGUGA
This is a messenger RNA of Letharia columbiana, 3063 nucleotides long. RefSeq lists its product as uncharacterized. Bases 1 to 3063 code for a protein of 1020 amino acids. The record is from RefSeq and is a predicted model, not a curated record. The transcript is spliced from 3 exons. Lineage: Eukaryota; Fungi; Ascomycota; Lecanoromycetes; Lecanorales; Parmeliaceae.